This is a messenger RNA of Pieris rapae (cabbage white), 1577 nucleotides long. RefSeq lists its product as uncharacterized. Bases 199 to 1407 code for a protein of 402 amino acids. The record is from RefSeq and is a predicted model, not a curated record. Lineage: Eukaryota; Metazoa; Arthropoda; Insecta; Lepidoptera; Pieridae. The transcript is spliced from 3 exons.
UUAACAAAAACUUUAUAUGUAGUGGUACAAAAAUAAACUUCUUUAAAAAACUUUUUCUAGUUUCAUUCGCAUAUUAACAUAAGGUGUAGUAAAACGUGAUUACGAGUAUAAGGGAAUACCAAUAAUCGAGUAGUGAUUUAAAUAUAAUUCACAAUAAUUUCGUUUAACCAAUAAAUAUUCAAAGCAAUAUUAUCUAUAAUGAAUGAUAAUAAUUUAAUACGCGACGAUUAUUUAAAUAGUGUAUUGGAAAAAAUUGCAAUUAAAUCUGAACUAGAAUCAUGGAACUAUGAAAAACAGUUUUUUCAAGAUGUUGCACAAAAUUAUUUUGGCGUAAUUAUUCCAAUUAAAUUAAAUGGAAAAAAGGAGGGACAAGAAAUAUCUUUAAAUCUGGUACUCAAAUUAGCUCCAACGGAUGAAAGGUAUCGAGUAAGUGGAGCAGUAACCAGUUUCUUUCAGAGAGAAAUAUUUAUAUAUUCUGAUAUCUUGCCUGCCUACAGGAAGAUCCGAAAUGAUAUUACUACAUUAUCAGACUUUAUUGUACCAGAAUGUUAUUACAUAAAAAACGAUUAUUGUGAAGAAGUUAUAGCAAUGCAAAAUAUGUGUGCAAAUGGGUUCAUACCUUUUGUAAAUGAAUCUAUACUAGAUAUUGAACAUUUGAUGAUAUCAAUAAAAUGUUUGGCAAAUUUUCAUGCUCUUUCUUUUAUAUUAAAGAAGCAAGAAAAUCAUUUAUUUAAUAUUGCCCAAAGCACCUGUGUUCCUUUAUCUAAUAAUGCAAAUGAACGGUUUAUCACUAUAUUACUAGACAGAUUAACUAAAGCUUUAAAAGUAUUCUCAAAUACUCAAUAUGUACCUGCGUUACAAAGAUUAGAAAAGGAUUGUGAUAAAUUUGUAGAAUUAUGUUAUAAGUCUGUCAAUGCAUUAGUACUAUGUCAUGGAGAUAUUUGGAAAGAAAAUUUACUCUUUAAAUAUGAGCAUGACAAACCAGUAUCUGUGUGUAUGAUUGAUUACCAAACUACAAGAAUAUCAAGCCCAGCUUAUGAUGUUUUAUAUCUUAUUAUAUCCAGUUCAGCUCAAGACCUACGUAGACAAUAUUAUAAUCAACUUCUGGACACAUAUUAUCAGACAUUGAGUGAAAACAUGUUGGAAGCUAAAAUGCCUAUAAAUACUAUAUAUUCAAGGCAAAUGUUUGAUGCUGAUUUAAUUACAGUUGCACCAGCUUGUCUUGUUAUAGCCAAUACAGCAAUUUGGCUGUCUAGUGGAUGCCAACAAGAAGGACAUGUUAAAAGUAAAAUUGUUUUAGAAACUGAAGAAGACAUACAAAAAGCAAUAUGUUCAUAUAAAAAUCGAAUGACUGCCAUUUUAGAUGACCUUAUCAGCUAUGGAUAUUUAAAUAAUGUUUUGGAAUAAUUUAUGUUAUGUUAAAAUUGAAAGAAAUUAUAUGUACAGCCAAAACUAUUGCAGAAGUUAGGGUAUAAUAAUUGUACAAUUUUAUUAUACUAUUUGUUAAUCUUUGUUAUAUAAACUUCUAUUUUUAUAAAUAUGAUGGAGUGAAACCUUAUGUUAAAAAAAGAUGGAAA